CUAGUCCAUCUGUUUACCGCCAUGGAGAACAUCGCCAGCCAUCGUGGAGAACCAUGUCGCUGAUUUCUGCAUUUCGACCUCGAUCUGCACGGUCCAGCUCUCUCCGCCAUCGACCUCCGGCGAGACAGCGACGAGCUGCCCCCCAACCAGAUCAUGGACGAGAAGGCGAUGAGGAUGCGCAUUCAAUCAUUACUCCUUCCAAACAUACUCCUAAGGCGUUUCGUGUCUUGCGCGGGUCGAUCUCGGCCGGUGGUCCUCUGCGUCCUUUUCGGCUGGUGAAGCAGGAUAUCGUCAAUCUGCGCCGACGAUAUGUUUCGGAUUGGACACUGUUCAAUCAGUUGGUCUUCGCCAGUGCCGUCUAUGUCUUCUUCACGAAUCUUCUGCCGGGUAUAACCUUUGCGAGCGACUUGUACGUUUUGACGGGUAAAAGCUGGGGAACGAUCGAGGUGGUUUUCAGCACGGGGCUUUGUGGCAUCGUCUUCUCCUUCUUGUCUAUCCAGCCCUUGAACAUCCUUGGAGUCACUGGUCCUUUCUCGGUGCUGGCAGAGAAUAUCUACGCCUUAUGCGAAGAGGAUUUCAAGGUGCCUUUCCUACCUUUCAUGGCCUGGUCUCUCAUCCAUGCUGCGUGGUUGCACUAUGUGUUGGCGAUCAUCAACGCCCAUGACUGGACGAUGCGAUAUGUGACGACAUUCGCGACCGAGAUCUUCUCGCUCUUGAAUAGCAUAAUCUACUUCCACAAGGCCAUCCAAGAGCUGGAGAGAGCCCACGACAACCUCUCUUUUGCCGCCUUCUUAUAUGCCGUCAUCGGCGCCGUAGGGACUAUGCUUCUUGCCAUUUUCCUCUCUACCGCGGAGAGCUGGCGACCGCUAUUCCACCGAUACAUCCGGAUGGGUCUGGCCGAAUACGCCGCGGCGAUUUCCAUCAUCGUCUUCAUCGGGCUACCGUAUGUCGGCGAAUUAGCUCACCUGGACAAAAUGACGCUCCCCGUCAGCCACUCCUUCAAGCCCACCUCGCCAGAUCGCGACAAAUUCAUCGUCGAAUUCUGGACCCUUCCCGUCGGCUGGGUCUUCGCCGCCAUCAUCCCGGGCAUGAUCAUUACGAUCCUUUUCUUCUUCGACCACGAAGUGAGCUCCAUCAUCUGCACCAUCGAUCGCUACGGGACCAAGAAGCCCGGCGGCUUCGCGUGGGAUAUCAUUCUCCUCGGCACCACGACCGCGCUGUGUGGCAUCCUGGGAAUCCCGCCAGCGAAUGGCCUCCUGCCGCAAGCUCCCCUGCACUCGGAGUCAUUGAUGCACUCAGAGUUCGAACAGCGGACGGUCAUCGUAGACGGCGACGAGAAAGUCGAGACGCACGAGGUCAAGCGCGUCUAUGAGCAGCGGUGGUCGUCGUUUCUGCAUGCCGGGGCCAUUCUGGUCUUCGUUAGCCCGCCAUUCAUGAAAGUCCUCGGCUUGACUCCGACGAGCGUUCUUGCAGGUCUGUUCCUGUUCAUGGGAGAGCAGAGUCUUUCAGUCAAUCCAAUCCUCUACCGCACCUUCUACCUCCUCACCCCGCCAUCCGAGCUCCCUCCUCUCCCUGCAUCUCUCGCCCAGCGCGAAAAGCCCCAGGAUUCAAACGACCCCAGCACGAGUACCAGCACCAGCGCCACCGCUGCCCCUCGCAACAACCCCUCCUAUCUCCCCAUCCACCUCUACACCCUCCUCCAGAUCAUCACCACGGUGAUCAUCUUCAUCGUGACCCUGACGCGCGGCGCCCCGGCCUUUCCCGUCCUCGUCGUCGCGCUGGUCCCGUUCCGCCUGCUCGUCAUGAACCGGUGGUGGCCGCGCGAGGUCCUCCGGUUCGUGGACGCGUGGGCCUGUCGCGAGGGAACGCCCGAGGAUGACGAGGACGCGGAGGAGAAGGCUCGAGGGGAUGAAGAGGGUCGGGGUCGCCCCGACGGUGAAGGAGGGGGGAUCUUUUCGACUCGGUUGGAUGAUGCCGUGGAGUUGUCGGAUUUGCGGCCGGUGAUGGAUCCGGGGGUUUCUUCGACUGAAGGAGUCGGGAAUGGAAAGGUAGAGAGCAGAUAUGCAGGGCAAGAUUGGGUGGAGGUGGACUUUCGGACGAGGGUGGAUGAGGAGUUGGGGAGGUCGUUGGAUGGGUGUUAGAUGGAUAGUCUCAAUGUCCUCUAUAUACCUAGUAUAUGUAUGCUCCGUGGGUGUUCAUAUUCCAGACACCACGGACUAUAGAGAAGAACCCAGAAUUCAUUCGCUCCG
Messenger RNA from Aspergillus steynii IBT 23096, 2249 nucleotides. RefSeq lists its product as uncharacterized. Gene Ontology annotation, molecular function: borate efflux transmembrane transporter activity; solute:inorganic anion antiporter activity. Gene Ontology annotation, cellular component: plasma membrane; fungal-type vacuole. Lineage: Eukaryota; Fungi; Ascomycota; Eurotiomycetes; Eurotiales; Aspergillaceae. The record is from RefSeq and is a predicted model, not a curated record. The transcript has 4 exons. Gene Ontology annotation, biological process: transmembrane transport; monoatomic anion transport; monoatomic ion homeostasis. The coding region runs from base 54 to 2141 and encodes 695 amino acids.